GAUGAAGUGUGCGCAAGAAUCAUGAUCAGCAAUUGUGCUAUGGGAAAGUCUAUAUGGAACAUUGGGAAACAAGCAAACCCUUAUUUCACUUGGACUUUUUCAUCAACUCUACCACGAGUUUGAGAAACUAUGAAUUUCGUGUUAGUGAUACAAGUGGAGCAAUAUUAUCCGCAUCUUCCUUGUCCACUGCCCGUUAAAUCCUCGCUUCCUUAUUCCACCUCCUCCAUAUCAUCCCGCCCGCUCAACGUUUGGAUCGACCGAACGCUUACCACAGAUCUUUCCAGAUUUCUUCCAGAGGGUUUUAUAACCUCGACAGCCAAAUGUCCAACACCUCGUGGGGCACCGUGUGUCAACUGGAACCAGCGAAAAUCCUCGGCCAUAAAGAACAUCUCGAGGAGCAUGAACUCUCUUGCCUUGUACUACUCAAUGGCCGCCGAUGGGACCUCGCUGAUCACAUUCCUGACAACCCCGAGAUUGAUGCUUCAUCAAGUCAGGCCAUGUUCAUAUAGCUACAGUCACAGUAACAAACUCCGACAUAGCUCAUCAGGAGUCUCUGGCCUUCACGGAUCACUGGCCAUCCUAGAGCCACUUUUCGCUUGUGUUGCUCGGGAGCACCAGAAACCAGAAAAGAAAACGAUGGGGCAGCUGUCUCUAUUGUACUGUUCACCUCAGGCACAAAUUUCCACAACACCACAAUUUGACAGCCUUAGUAUUGUUGCUGACACCUUUUAGGCAGCUCAUGAUGGUCGCACAAAGGUCUUGAAAGUUAGCAAACACAAAGUAGUAAAUCUCAACGUCGAAGGGUGACCAUAAACAAACGUGUUCUUCCUCGCAUCCCAAGCGCGCAGCCCAGAAUUGCAAUGAAAACGACUUGAAGACAGAAACAUGUACGUCGUGCAGUUCGCAUCGCCUGGAAGCAGUGUAAUGCCAGGGACACGGUGGACAGCGACCAUGAGCAAGCCCAGAGGGUCGCCGACCAAAUUGCAAAAAUAGGUGUAAUCACGAUUCUGCCCCCGUAAGGGCAGUUUCAGAGAUUAAACUGAAAAGAACAGAUACUACACUUGAUCUAAGCC
This is a messenger RNA of Neurospora hispaniola, 1073 nucleotides long. RefSeq lists its product as uncharacterized. Lineage: Eukaryota; Fungi; Ascomycota; Sordariomycetes; Sordariales; Sordariaceae. The record is from RefSeq and is a predicted model, not a curated record. Bases 130 to 732 code for a protein of 200 amino acids. The transcript has a single exon.